CACCGAGUGACAUCAGUCAGGCAGAUCCGGCCUCUUCAGUCCACUGAGAUCCCCAUCCCCUCUCUCAUUCUCUCUACCUCUCUUCUCUCAGUGUAUGCUUCGCCCUGCCGUCGCGGUAUAUACUCGCCUCCUGCAAACCUCUUCUCGCCCCCACCAUCGCACGCUCCACCCCACAAUGUCGCACGCCAUCAACCCCGCCUUUCCUGACACGGUGAACGACGUCGACCGCUACUCCGAGGCGUGGGAGGGCAAGUGGGCCACCAAGACGACGGGCUGGGACCAGGGCCACAGCCACCCCGCGCUGCUCAAGCUGCUCGACUCGGACGAGGCGAAGAAGGCCGGCAUCCCGAGCGCUGGGCGCGCGUUCGUUCCCGGCUGUGGGCUGGGCUACGACGUCGACACGUUCGCGCGCCGCGGGCUCGACUCGACGGGCCUGGACAUCGCCGCGACGGGCGUCAGCGCCGCCAACGCGUGGCUUGCUGCGCAGCCGCCGCGCAAGAACGCCGCCGAGGUGGUCCUGGGCGACUUCUUCACUUACGACCCGGGAUACAAGUUUGACGUGAUCUACGACUACACCUUCCUCUGCGCGCUCCCGCCCGCCAUGCGCACCCAGUGGGCCGAGAGCAUGGCGCGCCUCGCCAAGGCCGACCCGUCCGCGCGCCUCAUCACCCAGCAGUACCCCCUCAACGGCAACCCCGUCGGCCCGCCCUUCCCCCUCAGCGUGGAGAUCUACAACGACCUCCUCGGCAAGGACUGGGAGGUCGUCUGGGAGCGCGAUAUCCCCCAGGAGGAGCGCCGCGUCAACUCGCCCCCUGGUGACGAGCGCCUCGUCGUCUGGGCCCGCAAGGCUUAGCCGUGCGAGGAGGAUGACUAAUGGCCUUGAUGGUCACUGAAUGAAGCAAACAGGCGCAGAAGUUGGAUGCAUGCGCGUUGACAGG
This is a messenger RNA of Vanrija pseudolonga, 938 nucleotides long. It is a transcript of the gene HOL3, whose product is annotated as putative thiol methyltransferase 2. Gene Ontology annotation, molecular function: S-adenosylmethionine-dependent methyltransferase activity. The transcript is spliced from 4 exons. The record is from RefSeq and is a predicted model, not a curated record. Lineage: Eukaryota; Fungi; Basidiomycota; Tremellomycetes; Trichosporonales; Trichosporonaceae. The coding region runs from base 95 to 853 and encodes 252 amino acids.